CCUGCCUGGAAAAAAAGAAACUCCUCCCCAGACCUGGCGCUCCCAUUGUAGCCUAUACUUCCUCAAAAUUCAACAGAUAUAAACUCACACACUGUCCUACUUUGACAGUAGAGGAAGACGGCGUCAGACUCAAAGGACCUCACCAAACUCUUUGACUUUUGGACUUAAGGAUGUUGCAGUGUGUGUGCGUGUUGCUGCUGGCGGCCUCAGCGCUGGGCCACCUGGAUGAAGCCUCUCUGGACAUCCAGUGGGAACAGUGGAAGGUCACACACACGAAAGAAUACAAUGGCCUGGAUGAAGAGGGGAUUCGCAAGGCCAUCUGGGAGAAGAACAUGCGUAUGAUUGAAGCCCACAACCAGGAGGCAGCACUGGGCAUGCACUCCUACGAGCUGGGGAUGAACCACCUGGGCGACAUGACGUCAGAGGAAGUGGCCGAGAAGAUGACCGGCCUGCAGGUGCCGAUGACCCACGAGCGCAGCUUCACGAUGGCUCUGGACGACAGCGUGUCCAAGCUUCCCAAAUCUGUUGACUACCGCAAGAAGGGCAUGGUGACUUCAGUGAAGAACCAGGGUUCCUGUGGCUCCUGUUGGGCCUUCAGCUCGGCUGGGGCCAUCGAGGGCCAGUUGGCCAAGAAGACGGGUCAGCUGCUGGACCUCAGUCCCCAGAACCUGGUGGACUGCGUCACAGAGAACGACGGCUGUGGAGGAGGAUACAUGACUAACGCCUUCAAGUACGUGCAGGAAAACGGAGGCAUCGACUCUGAGGUGGCCUACCCGUACAUCGGAGAGGAUCAGCCGUGCCGCUACAAUUCAUCAGGCAUGGCAGCCCAGUGCAAAGGCUACAAGGAGGUCCCAGUGGGCAACGAGCACGCGCUGGCUGUCGCACUGUUUAAAGUGGGCCCAGUAUCUGUGGGCAUCGACGCCACGCUGAGCAGCUUCCAGUUCUACAGCAAAGGUGUUUACUACGACCGCAACUGUAACAAAGACGACAUCAAUCACGCAGUGCUGGCAGUGGGCUAUGGAGUGAACACCAAGGGGAAGAAGUACUGGAUCGUCAAGAACAGCUGGGGCGAGAGCUGGGGCAGAAACGGCUACAUCCUGAUGGCACGUAACCGUGGCAACCUCUGCGGCAUCGCCAACCUCGCCAGCUACCCCAUCAUGUGAGGAGAGGAAGACAAGGGUGGACGAAGGGGCUUUGCUUAGACUACUACACACAAAUACACUUGGAAAUAUACGCAGAGUUCAUUCCAACAUGUCAGCAACCACUACAAAAAAAUAAUAAACUUUGUUUACGCUGAUCUUUCAAACAGUAACUAUAUUUUGGAUUACCCAUAAAAUAAAAAUAAAUUCGAGUUCGUCCAGUGACGAAAAGGGCUAAAUGCUGUGGAUUCUUGGAUUCCAAUGUCCCUAUAAAUGUCUGAAUAGGUUUUCUUGAGUUAUUUGAAGCACUUUAAACCCCUUAAGUCUUUUCAGUUUGAUCUCCAAACCAGCAGAUCUCCUCUGUGCUCUGCUCCAUAAACAAUUACAUGCAGUUUUAGUACCUCCACGGUAUGGUGUUAGUAACCCUAACCCAGAUCACAAGUUGGUUUGGUGCCAAAGUGCCAAGUUAAAUCUACAAACCCACCAGGCACAAACAACAGUUUCACAGAAUUUGACUGGUAGUCGGUGACGGUUUCAGCCCAAGCUUUAAUUCCAGUUUGUGUAAAAACUAACAGAGUUUAAAUUCAGUGAAACAGGAAACAUUGCUGGGCAAUGGGACCUUUGUUGUUGUUGUUCUGUUCAGCACUUUUUUGAUGAUCUAAUUGUAAACUAAUGUUUUCUAUGUAAUUGAAUAAAGGUUUCAUUUUGAAGUUGAA
Siniperca chuatsi (mandarin fish) is the source of this 1855-nucleotide messenger RNA. RefSeq names its product cathepsin K (gene ctsk). The transcript is spliced from 8 exons. Gene Ontology annotation, cellular component: lysosome. Gene Ontology annotation, molecular function: cysteine-type endopeptidase activity. The record is from RefSeq and is a predicted model, not a curated record. NCBI's taxonomy places the organism in Eukaryota, Metazoa, Chordata, Actinopteri, Centrarchiformes, Sinipercidae. Bases 171 to 1163 code for a protein of 330 amino acids. Gene Ontology annotation, biological process: immune response.